AUGGUCAUGGUUAAGAGUGUCUUAUUCGCCAUGCCCUCUCACUCAAUGACCUGUUUUAAACUUCCGAUCUCCCUUUGCAACCAGAUUCAAUCAGCGGUAACAAGAUUAUGGUGGGACUCUAACUCUGGCGCGAAGAAGAUGGCUUGGGUAUCUUGGGAUGAAAUGGCACAAACAAAAACCAACGGGGGACUUGGGUUUCGAGAGUUCGAAUGCUUCAAUGAUGCUUUUCUUGCUAAACUGAGCUGGAGGCUGCUCAAUAAUCCAAUGGGUCUACGUGCAAGGACCCUGCUCAUAAAAUAUUGCCAACAUGAAGAAUUCACCAAAGUACCAGCGGUAUCAGCUAUAUCUCAUGGUUGGAGGGGCAUUUUGAUAGGACGUGAUCUUCUGAUACGAAACAUGGGAUGGGCAGUAGGAGAUGGCAAGACCAUAAAGGUCUGGCAAGACCCAUGGCUUAGUACAUCACGUCAGCUCCAACAUAUGGGACCGCCUACUAAAGCUUCCCACGAUAUAGUGGUGGCAGACCUGUUUCAAGCAAACACGCAAGACUGGGACUUGAAUACAAUCGAACGGGAACUACCGGAACUGGUGGACACGAUCUUAAGUAUCAAGCCGAGCAAGCAUGGGGCCCCGGAUAAACUAUUCUGGAUUCACACAAAGGAUGGAGUCUACACAACUAAGUCUGGGUAUAUUGCAGCAGUGGAGAUUCAAAAUGAGAAGAAAGCCAGAGACCGGCGAGAUCAAGUGACAAACUGGUAA
Messenger RNA from Brassica napus (rape), 756 nucleotides. RefSeq lists its product as uncharacterized. The transcript has a single exon. NCBI's taxonomy places the organism in Eukaryota, Viridiplantae, Streptophyta, Magnoliopsida, Brassicales, Brassicaceae. The record is from RefSeq and is a predicted model, not a curated record. Bases 1 to 756 code for a protein of 251 amino acids.